This is a messenger RNA of Melospiza melodia melodia, 2117 nucleotides long. RefSeq names its product CaM kinase like vesicle associated (gene CAMKV). Gene Ontology annotation, biological process: peptidyl-serine phosphorylation. The record is from RefSeq and is a predicted model, not a curated record. Gene Ontology annotation, cellular component: intracellular anatomical structure. Bases 92 to 1555 code for a protein of 487 amino acids. Gene Ontology annotation, molecular function: ATP binding; calmodulin binding; calcium/calmodulin-dependent protein kinase activity. Lineage: Eukaryota; Metazoa; Chordata; Aves; Passeriformes; Passerellidae. The transcript is spliced from 11 exons.
GCGGGCGGGAGGGGCGCGCUCCCCCCGAGCGGCGGCCCCGGGCCGCGGCCCCCCGUUGCGGUCGGAGAGGCGUGCAGCACCGGGCCCUGCGAUGCCGUUUGGCUGCGUGACGCUGGGAGACAAGAAAGAUUAUAACCAGCCGUCUGAGGUGACCGACAGAUAUGACCUGGGCCAGGUCAUCAAAACGGAGGAGUUCUGUGAAAUCUUCCGGGCCAAGGAGAAGACGACGGGGAAGUUGUACACCUGCAAGAAGUUUCUGAAGCGGGAUGGGCGGAAAGUGCGGAAGGCAGCCAAAAACGAGAUCAUCAUCCUCAAAAUGGUGAAGCACCCCAACAUCCUACAGCUGGUGGAUGUCUACAUCACCCGCAAGGAAUAUUUCAUCUUCCUGGAGCUGGCCACUGGCCGGGAGGUCUUCGACUGGAUCCUGGACCAGGGCUACUACUCGGAGAAGGACACCAGCAAUGUCAUCCGGCAGGUGCUGGAGGCUGUUGCCUACCUGCACUCACUCAAGAUCGUCCACAGAAACCUCAAGCUGGAGAACCUGGUGUACUACAAUCGCCUGAAGAACUCCAAGAUCGUCAUCAGUGACUUCCACCUGGCCAAGCUGGAGAACGGGCUCAUUAAGGAGCCCUGUGGCACCCCUGAGUACCUGGCUCCGGAGGUGGUGGGGCGGCAGCGGUACGGGCGGCCGGUGGACUGCUGGGCCAUCGGCGUCAUCAUGUACAUCCUCCUGUCGGGAAACCCCCCUUUCUACGAGGAGGCAGACGAGGAUGACUAUGAGAACCACGACAAGAACCUCUUCCGCAAAAUCCUGGCUGGGGACUAUGAGUUUGACCCGCCCUACUGGGAUGACAUCUCGCAAGCGGCUAAGGAGCUGGUGACACGCCUGAUGGAGGUGGAGCAGGACCAGAGGAUCACGGCGGAGGAGGCCAUCUCCCAUGAGUGGAUCUCUGGGAAUGCUGCCUCUGACAAGAACAUCAAGGAUGGCGUCUGUGCCCAGAUCGAGAAGAACUUCGCCCGGGCCAAGUGGAAGAAAGCCGUGCGAGUGACCACGCUCAUGAAACGCCUGCGGGCGCCCGAGCAGUCGGAGACGGCGGCAGCCCCGGCCCCGGCAGCGACCCCGGCCCCGGCAGCGACCCCAGCCCCGGCAGCGGCUCCGACCCCGGCAGCGACCCCGACCCCGGCAGCGACCCCGGCCCCGGCAGCAACUCCAGCCCCGGCAGCAACUCCGGCCCCGGCUACCACGGCAGCUACCCCGGCAGCUACCACGGCCCCGGCGGCGACCACGGCCCCGGCGGCGACUCCGGCCGCCGCCCCGGCUCCCGCCGCCGCGGCCGCGGAGCCCGCGACCACAGAGCCCGCGACCGCCACCGACACGGCCCCGGCCCCGGCCCCCGCCACGGAGCCCGCAGCCCCCUCCGCCACCGCCCCGGAGCCCGCAGCCCCCGGCACGCCGCCCGCCGCCGCGCAGCCCCCGGCCCCUGGCACACCGCCCGCCGCCACAUCUACCGAGGCCGGGGCCGCCGCCGAGCCCCCCAGCGAGCAGAGCGGCUGAGCGGCGCCCGCGCCCCCUGUACAUAGCCCCGGCAUGGCCCCCCCGCCCCGCCUGCGCCCCCUUUUCUACGUGCCCCGCCGGAGAGCCGGCCGCGGGGCAGAGCCCUGCAUGGCGCCCGUCCCCCCGUGUCCUCCCAGCUCUCUCAGUCUGUCCCCCGCCGCCGUCCCCUGCCCCGGGGAUGCCCAGAGACGCGGGGCAGCCCCGCUCGGCCGCACGCCCCGCAGCGCCGGGGGGGCGUCCCCAGCCCCCCGGGACACGCGUGCAUGUGCGGGACCGCGGGCGGGGCCGCCCGGGACGGAGCGGGGGCCGUCCCGGAGACCCCCUCUCCGUCCCGGGACCCCCGGGGGGGGACACGGGGACCCCCGCCCGGGGGCAGCCGCACGGCCCCCCACUCGUUGUGCCUGGAGGACCCCCGGUGCCCCCCCGUGCCCCCUCCCCGGUGCCCGCUUCCCCCCUCGCAGCUGCAUGCCUGCAGGGCCGGCUCUGCCCGCGGCUGCCGCCGCCGCCCCGCGCCCCGCCGCUGUAUCUCUGGCAAAUAAAGACCCCGCUGAGGACAAACUGA